AUGCUACUACUCACCGACUUCGUAGCGCAAAUGGCCGCAACUAGUCCCCAUCUCAGCACCACUCUCACUGUCACCGACCUCGUACGAUUUAUCACCUUAGCUUCCGAGCUUCACCAAACAGCUGGAAAAGCCAUCCGGCUCACACCUCACAAACCAACGGUGCUACCGUUCCUCACGACCGCACUUUCACCUCAGUUGCCCAACCACCUCAUCAGCGAUCUAUGGACUUUGGCGUUUCCACUGUUAAACUCGGCACCGUUUGAACCCAAAGUUGCCAUCCGGACGUUUGGCCUUCAAUUCAAGCUCCCCGAAAGAUUUAUACGACCUCCUGUCACUCAAUGUCUCGUUUGCCCAGCUUCUCGCAAUUUACACGUCCAUACGCGACUGAAUGGGUAUCUCUUUGACACUGAUGGUGUGCAUUCGGUCCAGACGGUCAUACUUGAUUGCCCAGGCUGUGGGACUCCGUAUCGCCCUAGUUAUUACACGACCGCUAAAACACGCCACUAUUAUACCUUAGCCAUGGGACGUGACGUGGAAAUCCUCCACGUUCAUUGCCACUACUACAUCACAAAUCGUUUGGGACACAUGUUCCGUGUGAUUCAAAUGCUCGCUCAUGUCUCGCACUUCAACCUGACAAACUGGUACAAUGAAGUUUACGUUGAAGAUUCCGAUGUCCCUCAAUUUGACUCAGGACAAGUGUAUACACCGGCCAUGUCAGAGGCCGUCUGUCUAGACAGCCUCGAACUGCGAGAUCUCCUCGCCCAUGAAGAUCGGCGAGGUAACCAAGUACUCCUUCCUGCCACUGGCACUGAUGACCUUCGAUUCGACGAGGCUAUUGCCUCCCAUUUGGAGAGGCUUGAUGUUGAAGGCACCAGCUUCCGCGAUCAUUAUUGCAGUAGCUGUGUGCGUGUCAAAUCCGGUGGGGUGGAUCCUGAGACGGGCGAAGAAGUGUAUUAUGGCAUUCGUGCAGUCGUGACCAAUGGGCUAACCAUCGGCCACUGGCGUUGCAGUGCAUCCACCGACCAACUGGAGGAGAUCGCUAGAGAGUCUGGACAACCGCGGCCAGAAGGGCCUUGCACCAAACCCCUGGACAAAAUCAACGAUUGA
This is a messenger RNA of Melampsora larici-populina 98AG31, 1107 nucleotides long. RefSeq lists its product as uncharacterized. The record is from RefSeq and is a predicted model, not a curated record. The transcript is spliced from 4 exons. NCBI's taxonomy places the organism in Eukaryota, Fungi, Basidiomycota, Pucciniomycetes, Pucciniales, Melampsoraceae. The coding region runs from base 1 to 1107 and encodes 368 amino acids.